AUGGACUGGACCAGAGGCCACAUUACAGGCCAUGGCUCUACAACAGCCGUGUCAGUCGCCCUGUCACGCUGCACCGGUGAGAUAUUUUUUGUCAAGUCCACGGAGAUUUCUUGAUCCGAUUUCUUACAAAAUGAGCAAAAAGUUCUAUCAAAAUUGAGCUCUUCUUAAGUAGUUGACUACAAGGGGUACGAUGUAACUAGAGGGAACAACAAGGUAAUGUUCAAUCUUAUGAUGGAGUACAUGCCCGAUGUAACACUCAUCGAACAGGGAGGCCGAUUGAAUGAGGAAUUGAUCCGACACUACAUGAAAAAAAUUGUUCAAGGACUAGACUACCUACAUUCGAAAGGGAUAGUACAUUGCGACAUCAAAGGUCACAACAUUUUGUUAUGUAACACUGAUGUCAAAAUUGGGGAUUUCGGAUGUUCUAAACGUGUUGAUGGUGUGACAAUUGGUGGCACUAUGUUCAUGUCACCAGAAGUAGUUCGUUAGGGAAGAACAUGGGUUUUUGUUGAUAUAUGAUUAGGAUGCACGAUUAUUCAAAUGGCCAGAGGUGGUUCACCGUGGACUAACUUAUUAAGUUUACAUACAACAAUGUUUAUCACUCGAGUGUUCAGAUGA
Solanum pennellii is the source of this 618-nucleotide messenger RNA. RefSeq names its product mitogen-activated protein kinase kinase kinase 17. The record is from RefSeq and is a predicted model, not a curated record. Gene Ontology annotation, molecular function: ATP binding; protein kinase activity. Gene Ontology annotation, biological process: protein phosphorylation. NCBI's taxonomy places the organism in Eukaryota, Viridiplantae, Streptophyta, Magnoliopsida, Solanales, Solanaceae.